AGUCAAGUCACUGAUAGCCAGCCAGAUAAUCAGCCAGACGACAGCCAGAAAACGACAGACAAUGAUAUGAACAGGCUGGCCCGCUCUGUCAUGGCCCUGGGAUCGUCGUCGAUCGCGUCUCAGGCCAGAGUGCCCAUCCCGAAAAAUGGAGUCGACUACCGUGGGAAAAUCGUCCUCGCCCCCAUGGUGCGCUCCGGCGAGCUGCCUUCACGUCUCGUCUCGCUGAAGUACGGUGCAGACCUCGUCUGGGGCCCCGAAACCAUCGACCGCUCCCUCAUCGGCGCCGUCAGACGCAUCAACCCUCGCAACAACACCGUCGAGUUCACUCGCGUGCCCUCCCACCCGGGCCCAGAUGCGAAAGAUAAGGUUUCCGUCAUCUAUCGAAUCGAUCCCGCCAGGGAAAAGGGCAAACUCGUUUUCCAGCUGGGCACCGCCUCGCCAGAACUCGCCGUCGAGGCUGCCAAAGUAAUCGCCGACGAUGUCUCUGGCAUCGACGUCAAUGCCGGAUGCCCCAAGCCCUUCAGCACCCUUGGAGGCAUGGGUGCCGCCCUCCUGCAGACCCCAGACAAGCUCAUUUCCAUCCUUGAAGCACUUGUGCGCGAGGUAGGCCGGCCCUGGCAGAUUGGUAUCUCCGUCAAAAUACGCCUUCUCAAGGACCCCAAGGACACCGAACGCCUAGUCACUGCUCUCUGCGCAACGGGUAUCACGGGACUUACCGUCCACUGCCGCACCACACCCAUGCGGCCCCGCGAGGCCGCUAUCCGAGACCAGCUGCCAAUGAUAGCCUCCAUCUGUCGCUCAGCGGGUGUUGCAUGCCUUAUGAAUGGAGACGUCAAGUCCAGAGACCAUGCCCUCGAGCUCAUGAGCCAGUACGACGUUGACGGGGCCAUGAUAGCUACCUCAGCAGAGUCAAACUUCUCCUGCUUCCGCAGUGCUGCGGAUGGCGGAUGUGUCUCCUGGCGUGAGCUGGCGCAUGAGUACGUCGCUAUUGCCAUGGAGUGCGAGAAUAAAUGGGGCAAUACAAAGUAUCUUCUAAAUAUAUUCUUGCCCGGCAAGGACAAGGUCGCUCAAGCUGUCAAGUCUGCACGGACAUAUACACACUGCUGCACCCUCCUGGGGUUCAACGACCUGCUCCCUGCUGCAAACAAGAUUGAUGCCAUACUCGGCAUUUCGGACAGGACCGAGGCUGGCCUAAAGCGCAGUGCAGAGCUCCUUGGCCCAGCCCUCCUUGCUUCAGCUACUUCUACUGCUACCACUACUACUCCAGAGGUUGACAUUCCGCUGGAUUCGAAUGUAUUAAGAGGUGAUACCCUCAGCAACCAAAUCACCGCAUAAACAUUCCAUCGGCGG
Trichophyton rubrum CBS 118892 is the source of this 1350-nucleotide messenger RNA. RefSeq lists its product as uncharacterized. The record is from RefSeq and is a predicted model, not a curated record. The coding region runs from base 67 to 1335 and encodes 422 amino acids. Gene Ontology annotation, biological process: tRNA dihydrouridine synthesis. NCBI's taxonomy places the organism in Eukaryota, Fungi, Ascomycota, Eurotiomycetes, Onygenales, Arthrodermataceae. Gene Ontology annotation, molecular function: flavin adenine dinucleotide binding; tRNA dihydrouridine synthase activity. Gene Ontology annotation, cellular component: cytoplasm. The transcript has a single exon.